AUGGGCAGUGCAGAACAGGUGCAGCGUUCUCUGGAGCCGACUCAUUGCUUGAAAUCCAUCAAGAUUCAUAAAACCAAGAAAAAUAGGACAAAAAGCGACAGUGCAUCAAACAGUUCUUCUUCAGCAGAAUGUAUCGACUCUGAUAAUUCGUCUACUCCGAUAGCUGUUACGAAAUCAGCGACUUCAAAAAAUCAAAAAAGAAAAGCUUUAAAAUCAUCACCUCCUUUGCCAAACGUUACUGUUAAAAGUGGAGAACAGAACGGAAAAAGUGUUUUAAGCAGCGGAAAUAAAAAGGACACAGUCGUGCCAGGUUCGUCGAUCCCGGCGGCGCAAGAACCAAUAGCACCUAAGAUAAGGAAGUCCCGAAAAAUUUCCAAGAAGGAAAAGCAAGAAGAAAGCUUCGCAAGUUUACGAGAUCGUGACGUAACUGCUGCUAUUAUUGCUAGUCCUAGUGCUGAUGUUGAUUUAAAUAACGAAACACCAAAAUCAAGGAAAACCGUCGCUGCAAAAAUGGACAGUGCAGAACAAGUGCAGCGUUCUCUGGAGCCGACUCAUUGCUUGAAAUCCAUCAAGAUUCACGAAACCAAGAAGAAUAGGACAAAAAGCGACAGUGUAUUGAAUAGUUCUUCAUCGGGAUGCAGCGACUCGGAUAAUUUGUCUCCUCCGUUAGCUGUUACGAAAUCAGCGACUUCAAAAAAUCAAAAAAGAAAAAGGAAAGCGUUAAAAUCAUCACUCCCCUUGCCAAGCGUUGCUGUUAAAAGUGGAGAAAAGAAGGAAAACAGUGUUUCCAAAAAUGAAAAUGAAAUGGACACAGCUGUGCCAGGUUCGUCUGUUCUGCCGCCACAAAAUCGAAUAGCAACUAAGAAGAGGAAGGGUCGAAUAAUUGUCAAGGAAAAAAAACAAGAAUGCUUUACAAGGUACAUGUCGUUAAAUUCAAUUUUACGAGAAGAUGACGUUGUUAAUGCUGCAACUAGUGCUAACAAUGACAAGGAUAAAAAUUUCAUGAAAACAUUAAUCGAAGAAGACGUGAAACUUACGAGUAGAAUGAAGAUUCUGACAGCCAUUUUUACUAAUUUUAUUAUGAAUAAACCCGAUUGCAAACUUGCAAAAGAGUAUGCAAUUUACGGUUUUAAUCACUAUAAAAUUAUGAAUUGUUUCAAAAAGAGAAGCGCAAAUAGUUACACGACAUGUAAGAACGACGAUCCCGAAUUAUACGAAUUGUUUGAGGAAUUCAAACGAGAAAUGAUAGACGAGGAAGAUGAAAUUGAUCCCGAUCAAUUCAAGAAAUUUCAAGACAUCAAUGAAAAAGAAAAUAAGACGUGGAGUAGUAAAGAAGAAGAGAUCAAGGCGUAUAACGAAUUUAGAAUUGAAAAAUUAAUGAGCAUUGAUUGUAAAUACAAGACGAAUACUCUUAAACAGGCGGCGAAAGAAAUGGAUGCAAAUCUUCGUGAUCAUUUAUAUACACAGACACCAAAAAUGCUUAAAAAAUAUUUAAAUUUCAAGGAGUUUGGUGUUGCGGUAAAAGAGGAAAUUAUUAAAGAGAAUAGUGAUUUCAAGAAGAAAAAUGCAGAAAAGGAUGUAGCAGGUGAUAAAAAAAGAACAGAGAAGAAUGCAAGAAGAAUUGCAAAUUACAAAAAAAAGAAAGCGAAAAGAAAGCAAGAAAAUGACGAAUUUAACAAUGAAAAUAAAGAACCAAAUGCAGACGAAUUAAUAGAAGCUCGUAAAAAUCAGAAAAAAAAUGCUCGCGACAUUGCAAGUGACGCAUAUACGAAAACAACAUGCAAAAAUCGAGAAGCAAAAAGAGAAAGAAACUUGAACAAAAAGGAUGACGAGAAGAAUAGAAGUGAAGAAGAAAAGAAGAGAAAUCAAGACAAAAGAAUACAAGAGAGGGAUGAAGAAGAAGAAACAGAAAAAGAGGAAGAAGAGGUUGAAAUUUUAGAUUUCACAGAUUUAGAUUUGAUAUGGAAAUGUCCAAAAUUUUUACCCCUACUUAUGAGACUUCAAAAAGAUUUAGUUGAAGGAGGAGCAAAAGGAUUCGUACUUUUUUCGAUGAGACGAUUUGGGGUGCAGCAUCUCACAUAUACUGCAACUAUUUUGGAAUUAGAUGUCCUUCCCUACUUGAAUGCAAAUAAACAACAGAAAAAAGUAAAUGAGAUAAAACAAAAAUUAAAUGAACAAGAUAAAAAAGAUGUUGAAAACGCUAAACAAGACAAAAGUAAAAAGAAGCCAACAAAAAUAGAAAAGAAAGCGGCAACCUUGCAAAGGAAAUUCAAUAAACUGGGAGUAUUGUGGAAUGAAAUUUUCGAUUUGAAUAAAAUUAAUAAAAUUAAGAACAAAAAUAAACGUGAAUCGAGUAUACCACGAUGUAUACAGACGGAUGGUGUGAAGGUUUCUUUAAUUUAUGAUUUGAAAAAGGAAAAGGAACAAGAUGCCAAGAAAGCAGUACCGUCAAAUGUGAAGAAGAAGCAAUUAAAGAAAUAUCAUUAUACACGAAUGGUGGGCCUCGAUCCAGGAUGCAAAGCAAUGAUGGCUGGAGCUGUGCGUCAUGGAAAUCCUGAAAUUGAGAGAGAUUCAAGAACAAAAGUAUCUACCAAAACACAGCAUACGCCCAUCUAUGUAAAUGCAAAAAGUUUUCGCUUUCGUGCUGGCGAGUAUCGUCGAAGAAAGAAUCUGCAAAAAUACUCAAGAGGAAUAGAAAAAAGAUUUAACAACUUCCUACAGAAAAACACAAAAUAUAAUGAUGUUAACAAGAAAAAUCCCCGAAAAUAUCUAAUACUUGCCAAAUUUAAUCUAAAACAAUAUGAAUUAAAGCAAGAUGAAUUGGAGAGAAGGUGUUUUAGACAUUUGAGAUUUAAUAAACUCAUAAUGGUCCAAAGGGAAGUGGACAGACUUACGAAUUUUAUCAUGGGCGACAAUGUGAGAGAGCAACCGUGUUUAGUUUCAAUCGGGACAACACAAAUUGCUCCAUUUAUAAAAGGCCACGUGAAAACUCCACUCAAGAAGAUCGAGAAUCGACUGCGUGAACGGUCCAAACAAGUAGGAGAAGAGAGGCUCAAGAUUAUCGACACCUAUGAAGCGUUUACGACAAAAAUAUGCAGCUCGUGUAACGAGGAACAUAUUGUCUCAAAGUCCCCAAAGAGGUAUGCAUUUUGUAAAAAAUGUCAUGUUAUAUGGAACAGAGACAUCAACGCCGGAAUCAAUAUUUUGAAUAUUGCCCUGAUUAAUGAAAAUAUAUUGGAGAGAGGAGACAUUCCCAACGCCAAAGUCUUCACGGGCAUACAAAAAAUGAAGCGUAAAGGACAUGUGAUCCAGAAGCAGCCGCAAUAG
Molecule: messenger RNA, 3327 nt
Organism: Leptopilina boulardi
Lineage: Eukaryota; Metazoa; Arthropoda; Insecta; Hymenoptera; Figitidae
Product: titin homolog
Exons: 4
Coding region: 1-3327 (1108 amino acids)
Source: RefSeq, a predicted model, not a curated record